Trichoderma breve is the source of this 897-nucleotide messenger RNA. RefSeq lists its product as uncharacterized. The transcript has a single exon. The record is from RefSeq and is a predicted model, not a curated record. Lineage: Eukaryota; Fungi; Ascomycota; Sordariomycetes; Hypocreales; Hypocreaceae. The coding region runs from base 1 to 897 and encodes 298 amino acids.
AUGUCCCUCCUCAUCCAUCUCACCCCGCUCCUCAUCCUCAUCCUCCUCUACCGCCUCUGCCCAGCGCACUUCCCGCCAUCGCCAACAACUUCCAGGCUCUUCAUCCUCUACACGCUCAUCUGCAAUCUUCUCGCGCACCGCACCUCGCCCUGGCCUCUCAUACAGAACCUCGUCUUGCUUAUCCUCGCGCAUUUCCUUCUCGCGGCGAUAUAUUUCCUGCACUACCUCGCCAAGUUCGCAUGUUAUGCGAAAGAGAAGCUUUUGCCGGCUUAUGCAGAGGUUGCGGAGAGUGUUCAGUUGAGUGUACGGAAUAUAGCUGCUCAUAUUCAUGGAAUUCACUUCGAUGAACUCUCCCGGACCAAGGUCUCAGACAAGGAUGAGAAUAAAAACCAGUUCGCUGAUGAGCUCGAGAUCGACUCCAAGCCUAAGCCUUACAAGUCUUUAGAUACCUUGUCUGACCCAGUUGACGACGCAACUGCUAAUACUCCGCCCGAGGAAAUAAUACAACCUCGACAAAGUUGGACAUCUUCUGUUUUCGUUUUCAUUCAGGCAACAUAUCUCCGUCUACAUGAGUUUCUGCAACUUUCCGUACUAUACAUACUACACUUCUACAGCAUGUGCUUACCAUACGUCGACGUCGUUAUAUCACUCUAUGACCAAGUAGGGUUGACUUUAUUCAUCACACGUAUCCGCCUUAUCCUCCUCAUCAAGCGUAGUCUUGAGCCAUUCUGCCGGAUGUUCUCCAACUUCAUAGCCGUCAGCAAUUUAUGCACCCCCGCCAUCGCCAUCUUCGCCCUGCACUUCAUCCUUUGGUCAAUAUUGCUGUCCUUUGGCGAGCUGUAUGUUCUGUUUGUGUGCUUACUAUGCAUAUUUUGGAUGCUCUCUUGGUUGAGUUAA